Messenger RNA from Pygocentrus nattereri (red-bellied piranha), 1376 nucleotides. It is a transcript of the gene uprt, whose product is annotated as uracil phosphoribosyltransferase (FUR1) homolog (S. cerevisiae). Lineage: Eukaryota; Metazoa; Chordata; Actinopteri; Characiformes; Serrasalmidae. Bases 165 to 956 code for a protein of 263 amino acids. The transcript is spliced from 7 exons. The record is from RefSeq and is a predicted model, not a curated record.
CGCCCACGUCAUGGAUUAAGGGUCCCUGCGUCCGUUGUACUUGAGAAAAUGGAGAGUUAGCUAGAACCAUCUGGACAGAGAACCGUCCCCCAGGAUCAGGUUAGCCCGCCGCGACCCUCAGCGAGACGCCCCGCUUCGUCUGACUGACGAGAGGUUCCGUUCCUAUGGAAACGAGCCGCCUCGAGAACGGGAUGCCGUGUCAGAAGGAGCUGGUUAACGGCGGGCGGCAGCAGGAGGACCACGCGGCGGCGGCGGCCAAGCAGGUCCGCUUCUCCCCCAGCGCCGGCGGAGAGCCCAGUCCCGACCGCGAACACGAACAGGCCAGCGAGGUCCAGCGGCAGAUAGGACCGCAGCUCAAACUGCUGCCUUUAAACGACCAAAUACGGGAGCUGCAGACCAUCAUCAGGGACAAGUCUACUAGUAGAGGAGAUUUUGUGUUUUGUGCUGAUAGAUUGAUAAGACUAGUGGUUGAAGAGGGACUCAAUCAGCUUCCCUACAGCGAAUGCACCGUGACCACGCCCACAGGUCACAAGUACGAGGGAGUGAAGUUUGAGAAGGGGAACUGUGGUGUGAGCAUCAUGAGAAGUGGUGAGGCUAUGGAGCAGGGACUGCGGGACUGUUGUAGGUCAAUCCGCAUUGGGAAGAUUCUGAUCCAAAGCGACGAGGAGACUCAGAAAGCCAAAGUUUUCUACGCCAAGUUUCCCCCCGACAUCAGCCGCAGGAAGGUGCUGCUCAUGUACCCCAUCCUGAGUACAGGUAACACAGUCAUCGAGGCGGUGAGGGUGCUAACAGAACACGGGCUGCAAGCCAAACACAUCAUACUGCUCAGUCUCUUCUCCACUCCCCACGGUGCGAGGUCCAUUGUUCAGGAGUUCCCUGAGAUCACAAUACUGACAACUGAAGUUCACCCAGUUGCUCCGACACACUUCGGCCAGAGAUACUUCGGCACAGACUGACGAUCACACACACACUGUCGUUCCCUCAGAUGCAAACGCUGCAUGUGUGUGAGCCGACUAACUGACUGAGUGUGUUUUGUUAUUCAGUUGGUCAGGAAAUAAUGUGCUCUGGCUGUAUUGUUUCUUAUUGGUCCAGUUGGGGACUCCACUCUUGUCUCGCUUGAUCCGUUUUUCAGUGUUUUCAAAACUUGACUUGUCCAAUAAACUCGACAAUUACUGACGUUCAGCCUUUCUAGGAUCUCCAUCUUCGAAUGCCAGAACGAAGGGGUGCGUUCUAGACUGUGCUAAUAUUCUAGAACCGAGAAGGCACACAUUCCAGCUUCAAUGCAUGUGUUUCCCCAACUGACUUUUCUCUACACUGUCAGUGCAGAGCCAUUAGAAAAGAAGGAACAAAUAUAAAUAAAAGUAUUUUGUAUUAAA